Messenger RNA from Cercospora beticola, 1533 nucleotides. RefSeq names its product cytochrome P450. NCBI's taxonomy places the organism in Eukaryota, Fungi, Ascomycota, Dothideomycetes, Mycosphaerellales, Mycosphaerellaceae. Gene Ontology annotation, molecular function: oxidoreductase activity, acting on paired donors, with incorporation or reduction of molecular oxygen; iron ion binding; monooxygenase activity. The record is from RefSeq and is a predicted model, not a curated record.
AUGGAUCUCAGCUUCCUGUACGAGGCCACUCUGGUGCAAAUCAUUGUAGCCGCAUUCACAGCCUACAUAGUCCUCGGAAGCAUAUACAGGCUCUAUAUCCAUCCCCUCAGUCAAAUCCCGGGGCCGAAACUCGCAGCACUUACCUGGUGGUACGAAGUCUACUACGAUGUGAUCCAACCUGGACAAUACAACUUCAAGAUCCAGAAACUCCACAAAAAAUAUGGCCCUAUUCUGCGAGUCAAUCCCGAAGAAGUACACAUUGGAGAUCCGGACUUCUUAGGAGAAAUCUACAAUGCUCGGAAACGCGAUAAACCACCAGAGCCCAGCUUAGAUAUUGCAGGCUCGGUUGCUGGAACAGAUGAUUGGGACUUGCAUAAGAAGCGGAGGCAGGCGAUGACGAGUUUCUUUAGUCCGAAGGCUGUCAGAGAGCUGGAGCCACUGCUUGCGAGGAAGAGGGACAAGCUGGUGAAAGUGGUUGAGAAGAAGGCAAAGGAUGACAAUGCAGUUCCGUUGAACCUUUCGGACCUGUAUUUCGCAUACUGCUGGGAUCUGAUUCAGGAAUAUGCUUUCGCUUUCGACUCUACAGUUCUGCGAGACGAUCUGAGCGAGGCUGCACAAUUGCGAGCAAAUUCCCAAGAUUUGCUAUUGCAAGUCAACUUCACUCGGCAUUUUGGCUGGAUCAACUCCUUAGCAGCGUACCUUCCGGCCAGCAUCGGAGAGAAGUUGAUACCGCCCGGAGUCAUGGACCUCAAGCGGGUGGCGGCUCGAGUUGCAAAGACUGUACAGUCCGUGGUGCAGGACAAAACGACCACCAAAGAAGAGAUACAAAACUCGAAUCAGCAUCGAAGCAUCUUCUACACGAUCCGAGAUGAUGAGCAAUUGCCAGAUGUCGAGAAGGAACCACUUCGGCUGAGCCGAGAAGGCAACUUUCUUGUCGUAGCAGCCAGCGACUCACCGGCGCGGGCCAUUCAUAUCACACAUUUCUAUCUCAUGUAUGAGCCCAAGUGCAUGCAGAAGCUGCGAGAUGAGUUGCGUCCUUUGGGCCCGACUCCCAGCAUGGAGCAGUUGACGGAACUGCCUUACCUGAACGCAGUCUUCCUCGAAGGAACACGACUCAUGUUCGGCCUAGCCAGGAGAAUAUUUCGCGUGGCUCCUGACGACCCAAUCGUGUAUGGCAAGUACGUUAUACCGGCAGGAAUCAAUGUUGCGACGUCUACGUACUGUGUGCACAGCGAUGAGAGAAUUUUUCCCGAACCGUUCAAGUUCAGACCCGAGAGAUGGCUAGGGUCGAAUGCCAAAGAACUCCGCAGCAAGUAUCAUAUGACGUUUGGUUCAAAGAGUCCGCGAUCUUGUUUGGGAAUACAUCUUGCAGAGGCGGAAAUGAAGUUUGCGAUAGCAGCAGUCGUCCGGUUCGAGAUGGAGUUGUUCGAGACCGGAUUGAAGGAUGUGGAGUACAGGCAUGACUUUCAAAUGGCUCAUGGCGACCUCAAUAGCAAAGGUGUUCGGGCUAUAGUCAAGAAUAGCCUCUGGUGA